Oreochromis niloticus (Nile tilapia) is the source of this 7257-nucleotide messenger RNA. It is a transcript of the gene col11a1b, whose product is annotated as collagen, type XI, alpha 1b. The record is from RefSeq and is a predicted model, not a curated record. NCBI's taxonomy places the organism in Eukaryota, Metazoa, Chordata, Actinopteri, Cichliformes, Cichlidae. Gene Ontology annotation, molecular function: extracellular matrix structural constituent. Bases 404 to 5851 code for a protein of 1815 amino acids. Gene Ontology annotation, cellular component: extracellular matrix. The transcript has 67 exons.
GAUGUAGUGAUGCUCUACGUGCUGCUGUUUAGACCUCAUCCAAAGCACAAGGGGCGGGCUCCGAGAAAACUUUCCCAACUGGUGAUUUGAUGAAGGGAGGAUUUUCCAGUGUCAGUAUCUCAGAGCCGGUUCAGGUUCAGUGUUGCGGCGUUAGUCCAGCCUCCUCACGGUGCACAACUCUCAGGGAACGGAGUGGCUUGCGCUUUUUUCAUGAAAGCCCUUUGCCACCAGUGCGAGAGCUGGGCUAAAGGGGAAUCGGAUCUGAAGGGCCCAGUCUGGCUGUAAGAAGCAUCCUUGUACUUUCCCACAUGGCGCUGUAGUAUAAGCACAUUUUUGUGGACUGUCGACGGGAUCAAAUUGUAAAGAAAGUCGCCCGUUUUCCGUAUAGCUGGGGGCGCUCACCAUGGAGAUGCAAAGAUGGACCACCAGGUGGAAAACGAAAAGGUGGCUAUGGGAUUCAACGCUAAUCGUUACGGUCACAGUUAUUUUAAUUCUCCAAGCUGCCAAUGUUAGAGCAGCUGAACCAGUGGAUGUACUGAAGGUGCUGGAUUUUCAGAGCUCUCCUGAAGGAAUAAGGAAAACAGCAGGCUUCUGCACAAUGCGGAGAGGAUCCAAACCCGAUGUAGCUUAUCGAGUGGGAAAAAGGGCUCAGCUCAGUGCUCCGACUAAGCAGCUUUUCCCAGGGGGGGUAUUCCCAGAGGAUUUCUCUAUAGUGUUUACCAUCAAGCCCAAGGCUGGCCUCCAGUCCUUCCUGCUUUCUGUGUACAACCAGCAAGGCUUGCAGCAGCUUGGAGUAGAGGUGGGCCGUUCCCCUGUCUUCCAAUAUGAGGACCAGCAUGGCAAGCCUGUCCCAGACGAGUACCCUUUGUUCCGUUCCGUCAAACUUUCUGAUGGCAAAUGGCAUCGCGUAGCUAUCAGUGUGGAGAAGAAGAGCGUUACCAUCAUUGUGGACUGUAAGAAAAAGGUGACAAGACCACUCGCCAGAAGUGACCAUGCCAUUAUCAGCACAGAGGGCAUCACAGUCUUUGGCACCCGAAUCCUAGAUGAAGAGGUCUUUGAGGGUGACAUCCAGCAGCUGCUGAUAGUGGCAGACCCCAGGGCAGCCUAUGACUACUGUGAACACUUCAGCCCCGACUGUGAAACCCCCAACCAUCAUGACACCCCGCAGGCUCAGGAACCUGAGUAUGAGUACACUAACUAUGAGUACGGUGAUAACUAUGACUACAAUGACGGAGCGAUAACCACUGACUCUUCCCCAACCGAAGCAGCCAAAACUCAGACAAAUGUGGGUGGAGACUAUUAUACAGAUGAGUUUGACUACACCGUAGUGGAUGGAAGUCAACCUGAAAAUCCCACUGAUACUGCAGGACAAGGCGAGGCGUACACAGAGGAAAUAGUGGAUGAUUACAUCACUGGUGUGGAAGAGGUCGGUGUGGAUCCCACUACUGGUGUGGAAACCGCUGCCCCAGAGGUGGACCCAGGGACUGACGUGUAUGAGUUUAAGGAAUACGACCUGAAUGCAUAUGACAACAAAGAGUUUACAGAGAAGCAAUAUAAUUAUGAAAGCUAUGAUGAAUUCGACUACAACGCCAAGCCUACAUCUGUACCACACGAGGAACAUGUUGGCCCUGGUGCUCCAGCUGAAACAGAUAUCAAAGAGAGCAGUGUGCAUGGAGGUCAAAGGUACCUGGGAGAAAAAGGAGAGAAGGGCGAACCUGCUGUCAUAGAGCCGGGGAUGCUUGUAGAAGGACCCCCAGGAGCCCCUGGCCCAGCAGGUGUUACUGGUAACCCAGGAUUGCAAGGUCCCCCAGGUCCACCAGGAGACCCUGGUCAGAGGGGCUCUCCUGGGCGUCCUGGUAUUCCUGGUUCAGAUGGUGUUCCUGGGCCUUCAGGGACAAUUCUGAUGCUUCCAUUCCGCGCAGGUGGUGAAGCACACAAAGGACCUGUGAUUACAGCCCAGGAAGCUCAGGCUCAAGCCAUUCUGUCUCAGGCUAGGCUGGCAAUGAGAGGUCCUCCAGGGCCAGCGGGCAUGGCAGGAAGAUCUGGACCUGUGGGAGGACCUGGUGCUCCUGGACUUAAAGGUGACGGUGGUGAUCCUGGGCCACAGGGACCCAGAGGUCUACAAGGCUCAACUGGUCCACCAGGAAAAUCAGGAAAAAGGGGUCGAAAUGGAGCUGACGGUGCACGAGGAAUGCCAGGAGAAGCGGGAGCCAAGGGCGAUCGAGGUUUUGAUGGUCUCCCUGGUCUUCCUGGAGAGAAGGGACAUAGAGGAGAACAGGGCUCGACAGGUCCUCCAGGACCCCCAGGAGAAGAUGGCCCAAGAGGUGAAGAUGGCCAGGUUGGACAGAGAGGUGUGGCUGGAGAGAUGGGUCCUAGAGGUUUGCUUGGCCCCAGAGGGUCUCCUGGCCCCGCAGGACAGCGUGGUCUUCCUGGUCUUGAUGGGCAACCUGGUCCUAAAGGAAAUAUGGGUCCACAAGGAGAGGCAGGGCCUCCUGGGCAGCAGGGUAUGCCUGGUCCAAAUGGUCUUAUUGGUCCUCAAGGUCCAAUCGGGCCUCCUGGUGAAAAAGGACCUCAAGGGAAGCAAGGUCUGCAUGGCCUAGCUGGUGCCGAUGGUCCUCCUGGUCACCCAGGCAAAGAGGGUCCUCCAGGCGAGAAAGGAGCAGCUGGUCAUCCAGGUCCUAUGGGAUCCAUCGGCUACCCUGGGCCUCGCGGUGUGAAAGGCGCUGAGGGAAUUAGAGGCCUUAAAGGUGACAAAGGAGAAAAGGGAGAAGAUGGAUUUCCAGGAUUUAAAGGUGACAUGGGGCUCAAAGGUGACAAGGGUGAAAAUGGCGUACUAGGGCCCAGAGGAGAGGAUGGCCCUGAGGGUCCUAAGGGAAAGUCAGGACCCACUGGGGAGUCUGGCCCUAUGGGGUCAGCUGGAGAGAAGGGAAAACUUGGAGUUCCUGGAUUGCCUGGUUACCCUGGAAGACAAGGGUCAAAGGGCUCCAAUGGCUUUCCUGGAUUCCCUGGGGCAAACGGCGAGAAAGGAGCAAGGGGAAUUGCUGGCAAAUCUGGCCCUAGAGGGCAACGUGGCCCAACGGGUCCACGUGGUGGCCGUGGUGCUAGAGGACCAACAGGAAAGCCGGGUGCUAAGGGCAACUCAGGCAAUGAUGGACCUCCCGGCCUGCCAGGGGAGCGGGGACCUCAAGGACCACAGGGACCUGUCGGCUUCCCUGGACCCAAAGGACCUAAUGGCCCACCGGGGAAAGACGGGCUGCCCGGUCAUCCUGGACAGCGGGGAGAAACGGGCUUCCAAGGAAAGACUGGACCUCCGGGGCCUGGAGGAGUGGUUGGACCACAGGGACCAACUGGAGAGACAGGACCAAGUGGAGAGCGAGGACAUCCCGGCUCUCCUGGUCCACCUGGUGAACAAGGUCUACCUGGAGCUGCUGGAAAAGAGGGCGGAAAGGGUGAUCCAGGUCUUCAGGGUCCUAGCGGCAAGCCAGGACCUGCUGGCCUGAGAGGUUUCCAAGGUGCAAGAGGUCUUCCAGGGGCCAUGGGUCCAGGUGGCUUAAAGGGAGGAGAAGGGCCUCAGGGUCCCCCUGGCCCCAUCGGUUCUCCUGGAGAGAGAGGUCCUGCUGGCUCUGGAGGUCCCAUUGGUCCCACAGGACGUAAUGGUCCCCAAGGACCACCUGGCCCUGCUGGAGAAAAAGGGGGUCCUGGAGAGAAAGGUCCCAUGGGUCCUGCUGGCCGUGAUGGCAUUCAAGGUCCUAUUGGUCUUCCUGGUCCAGCUGGUCCACAGGGUCCCCCUGGUGAAGAUGGUGACAAGGGAGAAGUUGGUGGACCUGGACAGAAGGGAAGCAAAGGAGACAAGGGUGAACUUGGUCCACCAGGCCCAACGGGUCUCCAGGGUGUAGUUGGAGCUCCUGGUCCAGCUGGCAGUGAUGGUGAAGCUGGACCAAGAGGACAGCAGGGUAUGUUUGGCCAGAAAGGAGAUGAAGGACCAAGAGGAUUCCCAGGUUUACCCGGACCCAUUGGACUGCAGGGUUUGCCCGGCCCUCCUGGUGAGAAGGGAGAGAAUGGAGACGUCGGACCAAUGGGUCCACCUGGUCCUCCUGGCCCCAGAGGUCCUCAGGGUUCCGGUGGAGCCAGUGGUGCACAAGGUCCUCCUGGGAGUAUUGGUACAAUGGGAGGUGUCGGUGAAAAGGGAGAAACCGGCGAGGCUGGCAACCCAGGACCACCUGGAGAGCCCGGUAUCGGCGGCCCGAAAGGAGAGACGGGUGAGAAGGGAGAAACUGGGCCCCCGGGAGCUGCUGGACCCGCCGGUGCACGUGGACCCCCUGGAGAUGAUGGUCCCAAGGGUAACCCUGGUCCUGUCGGCUUCCCAGGAGACCCUGGCCCCCCUGGUGAGCCUGGUGCUGCUGGUCUGGAUGGUUUACCUGGAGACAGAGGAGAUGAUGGAGAGGCUGGACAGCCAGGCCCUUCAGGUCCAUCUGGUGAAGCUGGAGUACCAGGACCUCCUGGCAAAAGGGGACCCGCUGGACCAGCAGGUCAGUCAGGCAGACAAGGAGAAAAGGGAUCUAAGGGAGAAGCUGGAGCAGAAGGACCUGUUGGGAAAACUGGACCUGUGGGACCCCAAGGUCCCCCUGGAAAGCCUGGUGCUGAGGGUCUUCGUGGAAUCCCUGGCCCUGUUGGUGAGCAAGGACUCGCUGGUGCUUCCGGUCAAGAUGGCCCUCCUGGUCCUAUUGGACCCCCUGGACUUCCUGGUAUGAAAGGUGACUCUGGAUCCAAGGGAGAGAAGGGUCACCCAGGUCUAAUUGGUCUAAUUGGACCUCCUGGUGAACCUGGAGAGAAGGGAGACAGAGGUCUUCCUGGACCCCAGGGAACUGGAGGUGGCAAGGGAGAGCCUGGCAUUAAUGGUCCACCAGGUCCUCUUGGCCCUCCUGGCCCUCCUGGAAUUUCUGGUCCUCAAGGACAAAAGGGCGCAAAAGGAUCAACCGGUUCGACUGGUCAGAAGGGAGACCCUGGAUUGAUUGGGGCACCCGGACCACCUGGUCCAGCUGCUGAUAUCAUCCAGCCCCUGCCCAUCCAGCAGUCUUCCCGAAAGACCAGAAGGCAAGCUGAGAUGCAGGGAGAUGAGGCACUGGCAGACUACAGCGUUGAUGGAGUGGAGGGAAUGGAGGAUGUUUUUGGAUCUCUCAACAACCUCAAACAGGACAUUGAGCGCAUGAAGUUCCCAAUGGGCACCCAAGAUAACCCAGCCAGGACCUGCAAUGACCUGCACCUUAGCCAGCCUGAUUUCCCAGAUGGUGAAUACUGGAUUGAUCCAAACCAGGGCUGUAUAGGAGACACCAUCAAAGUGUUCUGUAACUUCACAGCAGGUGGAGAAACCUGCAUCUACCCAGACAAGAAAUCCACAGGGGCUAGAAUAUCUAACUGGCCUAAGGAGUCUCCAGGUUCAUGGUUCAGUGAAUUUAAGCGUGGCAAAAUCUUAAGCUACGUUGAUGCAGCAGACAACACCAUCAACCCAGUGCAGAUGACCUUCCUGAAGCUGCUAAGCUCCUCAGCUCGGCAGAACUUCACCUACAUUUGCCAUCAGUCUGUGGCCUGGCACGAUAAAGAUGCUGACAACUAUGACAAGGCACUGCGCUUCCUGGGCUCCAACGACGAGGAAAUGUCUUAUGACAAUAAUCCCUUCAUCAGGCCGCUGAUGGACGGCUGCUCGGCGAAGCAGGGCUAUGCAAAGACGGUGUUGGAGAUCAACACUCCCCGCAUCGACCAGUUGCCCAUAAUUGACGUCAUGCUGAAUGACUUUGGGAAAUCCAACCAGAGGUUUGGCUUUGAGGUCGGACCUGUGUGUUUCCUUGGCUAGACACACCCCUGCUCCCCGCUGAAGGACAGGGUCAGAGGGUAUAUAUUAACACCCACAUGCUGAGAUCUGACAACCUUCAUCUUCUCUCCCCGCGAAGCGAAAGCCUGUCUUUUCUUUUGUUGCCAAGAAGAUCCACUAAAGCAAGGAGAAGAAGAGUCCCCCAGGCCCUGUCAUGAAAGCGCUGACCAGGGGAAACUGCUCCUCGCCCUUGUAGGGCCAGAAUCACAUGACUUUAACUUACUAAUGGGAAUGACAUCAGGAAAAGGACAUUUGAUGCCAUGGUGGACGGUGGCACACUUACAGCAGCAGAGAGAGGAUCCACUCCCCCUAAGCCCAAUCCUCCCUCAUCCUUCCCCUACAACCACGCCUCCCUCUCUCGGUGCUCCCGGUGCUGCUCUGAAUACAACCACAGAUGUGCUUUUGUGCAGAAUCACAAAACACUCAAGGUGCUACAAAUUUUUUUUUGAUCAAACUGUAAUUAUUAUUAUUAUUAUUUGUACAAUACUGUUCCUUUAUGAAUCCACUCUAAAAACCUGCAUGUGCCCCGCCUCUGAAAUUUUCAAUAAAUAUUUGGUAAACAGCAUUAGAAUAAAACCUAUUUAAUGUCUGUUAAGAACAAAUUUGAUGAGAAUUAUCUUUUAUUUUAUAUUUGAUAAGAACUCCAAUUUGUAAGUAUGACUUAAUCUUUUUGUAAAUAACACAACUUUCGGGACUUUUAUGAGAUUAAAAAGAAACUGGAACAUCCAACACAAACACCAUUUUUUAUUUUUUUGUUUAUUAAAACUCAGUUGGGAAACCACGGGAAUAUAAAUAUUACAAAAAAUGGCUUAUUCUUUAAGACAGAAUUUAUUCAGUUAGAUGCCUCUGUUACAAAUGUGGACCCAUUUGGCUCUUCAGCCUUGUUUAUAAUCAAGUUUGAACAUUGAUUGUGGUUUCUAACUUUUACAAAGAAAUAAUUCCAAGAAAAGCCUUGUUCAUGUUUUCUUUGUAACAAUGGACAAAAUGUUUUCAUGUGCCUUGAAUUGUUCAUUUAAAAAUAUUAAAACUGGAUUCUCAAAAAUGUCUGUGUUGCUAUUUGGGUGAAGAAAUAAGUAGCGAUCUUGUUGUGAUUCUGCGCUGCCUUCUACAUACUACCUUAACUUGGCCAUGAUAAUUUAAGAUUAGUGAGGAUUAGUGGUUCCGAGUGUUUGGGUUCAUGUGAUUGAUUCUGCCGAGCCCAGGCGCUGUGAUCUAUCCAGCUUUUCUCUCUGACUCAGAUUUGACUUUGAUCAACAUCUGUUUGCCUCUCCACAUCGUUAGCUUAAAGCUAUGAUAGCAAAGACUUCAGAACCGCUUUGAAACCUGUGUAAUAGCAGUAUGUUUACAACCUAUGUACAACUGAAAUAAAUGUCUGGUGCUUUGCCAAA